CACAUGCAAACUUGUCCCUUGGGAAUCUACAGGCAGCAACUCCAGCUUGUGCCGUCUCCCACCUGGGUUUGAGGAGUAGUACCCUGUGAGGAGGGGGCAGAAACGAUUUUCAGUCCGAGGGACCCCUGGAGUCCUACAGAAUUCCUACUUUCCCUUGUCUGUGUCGUCAGAACUCCAGGGAGGGACCUGGGUAGUCGGAGAAGCCGGAAACAGCGGGCUGAGGCAGCCACUGCUUACACUGAAGAGGAAGGACGGGAGAGGAUUGUGUGUGUGUGUGUGUGUGUAUGUGUGUGUGUGUGUGUGUGUGUAUUUUUUUUCUUUUUGGUGCUGGAGGUGGAGGGGGGGUGCUAGCAGGGCCAACCCUGAACCCGCUGGACAGAACUACAGACCCAUGGGGCCUGGCAGUGCCUGCUGAGAGAAGGAGAAGACAGCAGAGGGGUUGGCAAGGCACCCUCCAAACCCCAGAUCAUGUCUCUGUGGGGUCUGGUCUCCAAAAUGCCCCCAGAAAAACUGCAGCGGCUCUAUGUCGACUUCCCUCAACACCUGCGGCAUCUCCUGGGUGACUGGCUGGAGAACCAGCCCUGGGAAUUCCUUGUCGGCUCAGACGCCUUCUGCUGCAACAUGGCCAGCGCCCUACUUUCUGCCACUGUCCAGCGUCUUCAGGCCUCGGCUGGAGAACAGGGGGAGGGGAGCACCAUCUUGCAACACAUCAGCACCCUGGAGAGCAUAUAUCAGAGGGACCCCCUGAAGCUGGUGGCCACUUUCAGACACAUACUUCAAGGGGAAAAAAAAGCCAUUAUGGAACAGUUCCGCCACCUGCCAAUGCCCUUCCACUGGAAGCAAGAGGAACUCAAGUUUAACACAGCCCUGCGGAGGCUGCAGCACCGAGUCGGGGAAGCCUGCCUUCUCCGCAAAGCCCUGCAGCCUGGGGCUGAGGGAGGCCAAGUGUCUUUGCACAGCCUGAUAGAAACUCCUGCCAAUGGGACCGGGCCAAGUGAGGCCCUCGCCACGUUUCUGCAGGAGACUGUCGGGGAGCUGGAGGCUGCCCAGGCCCUGGUGCUGAAGAGGAUCCAGAUUUGGAAACGGCAGCAGCAGCUGGCAGGGAAUGGCGCACCCUUUGAGGAGAGCCUGGCCCCACUACAGGAGAGGUGUGAGAGCCUGGUGGACAUUUACUCCCAGCUGCAGCAGGAGGUGGGGGCGGCUGGUGGGGAGCUUGAGCCCAAGACCCGGGCAGCGCUGAUUAGCCGGCUGGAUGAAGUCCUGCGAACCCUCAUCACCAGCUCUUUCCUGGUGGAAAAGCAGCCCCCCCAGGUUCUGAAGACUCAGACCAAGUUCCAGGCCGGGGUUCGAUUCCUGCUGGGCCUGCGGUUCCUGGCGGCCCCAGCCAAGCCUCUGAUGGUCAGGGCCGACAUGGUAACCGAGAAGCAGGCGAGGGAGCUGAGCAUGCCCCAGGGGCCUGGGGCUGGAGCAGAAAGCACUGGGGAAAUCAUUAACAACACCGUGCCCCUGGAGAACAGCAUUCCCGGGAAUUGCUGCUCUGCCCUGUUCAAGAACCUGCUUCUGAAGAAAAUCAAGCGGUGCGAACGGAAGGGCACAGAGUCUGUCACCGAGGAGAAGUGUGCCGUGCUCUUUUCCACCAGCUUCACGCUCAGCCCCAACAAACUCCCUAUCCAGCUCCAGGCCCUGUCUCUGCCCCUGGUGGUCAUCGUCCACGGCAACCAAGACAACAAUGCCAAAGCCACCAUUCUGUGGGACAACGCCUUCUCUGAGAUGGACCGCGUGCCCUUUGUGGUGGCUGAGCGGGUGCCCUGGGAGAAGAUGUGUGAAACUCUUAACCUCAAGUUCAUGGCUGAGGUGGGGACCAACCGGGGGUUACUCCCAGAGCACUUCCUCUUCCUGGCCCAGAAGAUCUUCACCGACAACAGCCUCAGCAUGGAGGCCUUCCAGCACCGUUCUGUGUCCUGGUCACAGUUCAACAAGGAGAUCCUGCUGGGUCGUGGCUUCACCUUUUGGCAGUGGUUUGAUGGCGUCCUGGACCUCACCAAACGCUGUCUCCGGAGCUACUGGUCAGAUCGGUUGAUCAUUGGCUUCAUCAGCAAACAGUACGUCACUAGCCUUCUUCUCAACGAGCCUGAUGGAACAUUCCUCCUUCGGUUCAGUGAUUCAGAGAUUGGGGGCAUCACCAUUGCCCAUGUCAUCCGGGGCCAGGAUGGCUCCCCACAGAUAGAGAACAUCCAGCCAUUCUCUGCCAAAGACCUGUCCAUUCGCUCACUUGGUGACCGAAUCCGGGACCUCGCUCAGCUCAAAAACCUCUACCCCAAGAAACCCAAGGACGAGGCUUUCCGGAGCCACUACAAGCCUGAGCAGAUGGGUAAGGAUGGCAGGGGUUAUGUCCCAGCUACAAUCAAGAUGACUGUGGAAAGGGACCAGCCACUUACCACCCCCGAGCCCCAAAUGCCUACCGUGAUGCCCUCUUACGAUCUUGGAAUGGUCCCUGACUGCUCCAUGAACAUGCAGCUCGGCCCAGAUAUGGUGCCCCAGGUGUACCCACCACGCUCUCACUCCAUCCCCUCAUAUCCAGCCCUUCCCCGGGAAGAAUCGGUCAAUGUGCUGCCAGCCUUCCAGGAACCUCACCUGCAGAUGCCGCCCAACCUGAGUCAGAUGAGCCUGCCCUUUGACCAACCUCACCCUCAGGGCCUGCUGCCGUGCCAGCCUCAGGAGCAUGCCGUGUCCAGCCCCGAGCCCUUGCUCUGCUCAGAUGUGACCAUGGCGGAAGAGAGCUGCCUGAGGCAGCCGGUGGGAGGGUUCCCUCAAGGCACCUGGGUCCGUGAAGACAUGCUCCCGCCCUUGCUGCCUCCCACUGAACAGGACCUCACCAAGCUUCUCUUGGAGGGGCAAGGAGAGUCAGAGGGAGGGUCCUUGGGAGCCCAACCCCUCCUGCAGCCCUCCCACUAUGGGCAGUCUGGGAUCUCAAUGUCCCACCUGGACCUAAGGGCUAACCCCACUUGGUGAUCCCAGCUGGAGGGGGAGCCCAGAGAAGACAGCUCUCCUGCCCCCAUGGACCUGCUCUGAACACCUGCCUGUGCUGCCAAGCAGCAGCUGGGGAGGGUGUCCUCCUAUCCCCACCUACUCCCUGGCCAGGAGGAAAAGACUUUGCCAGGAGAAUGUACAGUGGGUGGAACAUAUCUACUCCUUCCCUCCCACCACACACCCCUGCCCUCCACUUUCCAAAUACUGGAAGGGAAUUUCAGGUUCCAAGUGAGACACGCCCCAAAACGCACACGCAGCACGCGCGCGCGCGCACACACACACACACACACACACACACACACACACCACACCCACACCCACACACCCUCUUUGCAAGAUGGGGCUGAGCAGGAAGGGAGCUGGGCCAGAGCACAGGUGAGGGCACGGAGGGCUUCUCUGCUUGCCCCAAGCCGGGGCUCCGGACACACAUGUGGAAACACACAGACACGUGUACACAACUGCUUCAGAGGCUAGGGAUGGAAGUAUGGGCUUGGGCCCCAGCCCUGGGGGAAUGGGAAACAGUUCAGGAGACCCUGGGAGAGAGGCGGUUCUGUACGUUUGGCUGCUGCUGUAGGUUUGGCCCAGAUUAAAAAAUCCCAAUCAGCUCCAAAUUCCUGUCAGUCAGAGGGAGGCUUCUGGAUAUGUGCAUGAGACUGUGCAGAAAUACAAGGGCUGAGUUUGUGUAUAGCUCUGUGAAAGUGUGUGGACCUGAGACGUUAAUAUAUAGAUGUCACACACGUUAGUUUUAUGGCCACACAGAACACGUACCUCUCGGAUUUUGCCUGUGUGACAACACGUUUGGAAAUGUGAGACACUGCACAAAAGAUACCAGUGAGUAUACUGGCCUCUCCGAUGUAUGCUAACCCAAAUGUACUAAGCUUUGAGUAUGACUGUGCCCAGGUUGGGUCUAUGUGGCUGUAGCUUCGGUGGCUCAACACCUCCAAUCCUGCCCAGAGGCAGAGGCAGAGGCUGAGCCUGGGGUCCAGACUCGGGUGUAUGGUCCUCGUGGUGUAUUGGGGGCCCUACCUGCUGCUUCUUUUCUAUUUCCCCACCCACCGCCAGCUUCCCUCCACUCCCCAACCCCAUGCCACCCUUUCUCCAUCUUGGGGGUCAUAGAUCCUAAGCCAUAAAAUAAAUUUUAUUCCAAAAUAACAAAAUAAAUAAUCUACUGUACACGAUCUGAAAAGAAAGACGCUCUAACUGCUCAGACAGGUGCUGCGGCCCAGAUCCCAGCU
Messenger RNA from Mesoplodon densirostris (Blainville's beaked whale), 4265 nucleotides. It is a transcript of the gene STAT6, whose product is annotated as signal transducer and activator of transcription 6. Gene Ontology annotation, biological process: regulation of cell population proliferation; growth hormone receptor signaling pathway via JAK-STAT; cytokine-mediated signaling pathway. The record is from RefSeq and is a predicted model, not a curated record. Lineage: Eukaryota; Metazoa; Chordata; Mammalia; Artiodactyla; Ziphiidae. Gene Ontology annotation, molecular function: RNA polymerase II cis-regulatory region sequence-specific DNA binding; DNA-binding transcription factor activity, RNA polymerase II-specific. The transcript has 23 exons. The coding region runs from base 469 to 3012 and encodes 847 amino acids.